AUGGUUAAAGAACUUUUUCGGGAAUCCGAUCACUCAAGGACGGUGUAAGGCCCAAAAUAUUCAUGAUAUGACUGUUAAUUAUAUUUUUUCAGUGAAUCCGUCCGUUUUACGACUGGUAGUGCUGUUGAUAUUAGGCAAAUUUCUCAUUUACAAGUUUUCAAUAGCAGAUUAUAUGAGGAUGGAGGAGGGAGGAUGAACCCAACACUGUUUGGACCGUUGGACAACCGGUUGGGAACAUGCUCGAAAACCGCUAACUGCGAGACCUGUGGCCAGAAUUCAACGGAUUGUGUUGGCCAUUUCGGUUAUAUGAAUUUGGAAUAUCCGGUUUUCCACGUCGGUUUCUUUAGACUUGUCAUCCAGACCCUUCAGUGUAUAUGCAAGGUAUAAUAUAUAAUAUGUGUUAUAAUUGCUGAUUCACGUGUAGUCGAGCUGAUUUCAGAGGUGCGCUUCAACUUUGUUGACCGGAGAUGCCAAGGAAGCUAUCCUAAAGCAAAUUCAGAAUCCAACUCUAGAUUAUCUUAGGCGGAAGGCAAUCCAGAAGAAAGUCGUCGCCCUAAGUAAAAAGAUCUCUACUUGUCCUGAAUGCGGAUUCCAAAACGGAACGGUUAAGAAAGCCGUUGGCGCUGUUCUCAAGGUGGUUCAUGCUGAACCCGUGGGAGAUGAAAAGGAAUUCUGUAUGGGGAAUAAGGAUACCAAGGAACUCAAUUCUCUUGUCAGCAUGGUCAAGUUUAAUCUAGUGGAUCCCCUCCGCGUAUACAAUUUAUUCAAAAAGAUUCAGAAAUCUGUAAGUCUUUUAAAUUUUUUAUUACUUUCUCUUUAGGAUAUCCCCUUCUUGAUGGUUCAAGCCGAUGCCGUCCAGCAUCCAAUAGACCUUCUUCUUACUCGAAUGCCCGUCCCGCCAGUUUGUAUUCGUCCAUCGGUUAUGACCGAGACUAGAGCUGGUUCCAAUGAAGAUGACUUGACUGUUAAGUUAAUGGAGAUUAUGAUGAUCAAUGAGGUUUUGAGGAAACACAAACACGAUGGAGCCCCCAUGAAGACGGUAGCCGAGACCUGGGACCUUCUUCAAAUACAGUGUGCUUUGUAUAUCAACAGCGAGUUGAAUGGAUUACCUCCAGAUCUGCAGCCAAAGAAGUUUGUUCGAAGUUUUACUCAACGUCUGAAGGGAAAACAGGGACGAUUCCGAGGAAACCUCAGUGGAAAACGGGUCGAUUUCAGUGGGAGGACUGUAAGAUAUAGGUUCAUUUCAAUGUUUUUCGUUUUAGGUAAUAUCUCCAGAUCCGAAUUUGAAAGUUGAUCAAGUCGGUGUCCCCAUUCAUGUGGCCAAGAUCCUCACUUUCCCCGAAAUUGUCAACAAAACCAAUAUUGAAUUAAUGAAGAAAUUAGUGAUUAAUGGAGACUCUACUCAUCCCGGGGCCAAUCAUAUCGUUGAUCGGAGGACAGGAAAUAAGAAGUUCUUGAGAUACGGAAACCGAGAACAACUUGCUCAAUCUCUUCAAUACGGAGAUAUUGUUGAGCGCCAUCUGAAGGACGACGACGUUGUUCUUUUCAAUCGACAGCCAUCUCUCCAUCGGAUUAGUAUAAUGGCUCAUCGGGCAAAGGUUAUGCCUUUUAGAACUUUCCGUUUUAACGAAUGCGCUUGUACUCCUUAUAACGCUGAUUUCGAUGGUGAUGAAAUGAAUCUUCAUCUUCCACAGACGUAUGAAGCCAGGGCCGAAGCGUCGAUGUUGAUGAAUAUCAAGUCCAAUCUGAUUACGCCAAGGUCCGGGGAACCUUUGGUUGCAGCUAUUCAAGAUUUCAUCACGGCUGCUUAUGUAAUCACCCAUAAAGACACGUUCUUGCCAAGAGAUGAGAUUUACAGAUGUGCGGCAGCUCUGGUCGACGUUAACGCUAAGCAUCAAUAUAAGAUAAGAGUUCCACAACCUGCUAUUUUAAAGCCAAAAGAACUUUGGACAGGGAAGCAGGUAACCUUUGUCAGUUUUUUUGAUGUGUCCCUCUUUCACACUUACUAUAUCUGAUGCUUUUAGUUGGUUGAAUUGAUCCUUGCCCCAGAACUCGGCACUCAUGUUCGGGUUAAUAUAUCAACUCCGAACAAGUCUCACCCUAAAGGGCAGGAUGAGUUCUCUUCAAAAGUAAGUAAACUUUCCUUUUUUUAAAAGCUUUAGGACACAUUUGUUAUUAUUAAAAACAAUCAACUGUUGUGUGGAAUGUUGGACAAGGCAUUGCUUGGAUCUGGAAGCAAAACUAACAUAUUUUAUGUGUUAUUGAGAGACUUUGGAGAAGAUUAUGGCCUCGAAGCCAUGUGGAGAUUGGCUCGAAUAAGUCCCGUUUUUUUAUCUAACAGAGGAUUUUCUAUCGGUACGUUUGAUCUGAAUGAAUAUGAUCAGAGUUUUGAUGUAAAUAUGAAGAGAUAUGUUGUAGGGAUCGGCGAUGUCACUCCAAGUGCCAGUUUGCUUAAGGAAAAGAAGCAGUUGUUGGAUAACGGGUACUCAGAAUGCGAAGAAUUUAUCGAACAAUUGAGAAUCGGAAAAUUGAAAUCUCGGCCCGGCCAAACAGAAGGCGAAACCUUAGAAAGUUUAAUUUUGCAUGAGUUGUCUCAGAUCAGAGAUCACGCUGGAAAAUCUUGUUUGCAUAAUCUGUCGAAGUAAGACCUUCUCAAUGCUUUGGCAUGUUCUUUUAGAAGCAAUACCCCCUUGACAAUGGCCAUUUGUGGUUCCAAGGGAUCCUUUAUCAAUAUCUCCCAGAUGAUUGCAUGUGUGGGUCAGCAGUCUAUCUCCGGUCACCGUCCCGCUGAAGGUUUUGAGUACCGAUGUCUUCCCUUGUUUCAGAAGAAUGAUAAGAGUCCUGUAGCACGAGGGUUCGUUGAGAACUCCUUUUAUUCCGGACUUACUCCAACUGAGUUCUUUUAUCACACCAUGGCCGGAAGAGAGGGAUUGGUGGAUACUGCUGUUAAGACCGCCGAGACAGGCUACAUGCAGCGAAGAUUGGUGAAAUGUCUAGAAGAUUUAGCUGUAAACUACGAUAAUACAGUGAGAUCGUCGACUGGUGAUAUUGUUCAGUUCAAGUUUGGAGAGGAUGGACUUGACCCGUGUUUCAUGGAAGCCAAAGAUGGAGAUGUUGUUGACUUCAAUCAUAUACUCUUCCAUACCAGAAACAUUUGCCCGUAAAUAGCAUCAACUCUUGGAUUUUAAUAUUUUUGUAGGUUUGAAUACAAUGAGAAUGAUCUCCUUGAUGGCGAGGGAAUGAAAGUUCUUAUUGAUGAAGCCAUUAAGCCGAUUGCCAAAUUUCACAGCCUGUUCGGACAGAGACUUAUCGAGUUUUUGAUGGGUUACCUCGACUCGAAGCAAUCAUUCUUCCAACUCCCUUCAACUUGUAACAAGCAUGCAAAUGCUACGUAAGUCAUUGUUAUAUUAAUUCUGAUCUUCUCAGGAUUGUUACUAGAAACAAAUGCCAGUUCUGCCAGAACGCAAGGAAUGUUCGUCAGACCUUGAUUAAGGCGCAUUAUCUCAGCCAUGCCCAAGUGAUGACAUUCAUUGAAUUAUGCGAAAAGAAGUUGAAGAAGGCGAUUGUUGAGCCUGGGACUGCUGUUGGUGCCGUGUCGGCCACAUCUAUUGGGGAACCGUCAACUCAAAUGACCCUUAAAACUUUCCAUUUUGCUGGCGUUGCUUCAAUGAAUAUCACUGAAGGAGUCCCCAGAAUCAAGGAGAUAAUCAAUGCUGUCAGGCACAUCUCCACACCCGUCAUUACAGUAGCUUUGAAGAAUGAUAGCGACGAGAAACUGGCCAGAAGAGUCAAAGCCAGAAUUGAGAAAACCACUUUAGGUACGAUAACACUCUCCACAUGAUGAUUUUUUAGGAGAGAUUAGUGAAUACAUAGAGCAAGUGUUUCUUCCCGACGAUUCUUUUGUUUUGAUCAAACUCAGUGCUCGGAGGAUUCGAUUGCUUCAACUGGAAGUGACCAUGGAUACCAUUAUUCAAGCCAUCCAAUCCACCAAACUCCCAAUCCCACUUAAAAACCGCCAGCUUCGACCGGUCGGGAAGACGAUGAUUAUGGUGCGGCCUGGAGACGAUGAAGGGAUGUCCCGAACAAUGGCUCUUCAUUGUCUCAAAUAUUCUCUGGUCAAUGUUGUUGUUAAAGGACUUCCCAACGUGGUCAGAUGUGUGAUCCAUGCGGACGAGAGAAGGGGAGAGAGCUACCAGUUGCUUGUAGAAGGCACUGACUUCAAGGAUGUGAUGGCUGUAUACGAGACCGAGCCGAACAAAACCGUCUUCAACAACGCCUCAGUUGUGGCCGAAGUCUUGGGUAUUGAAGCGGCCCGGGUGUCCAUAGUGUCAGAAAUCAUCUCCACCAUGAAAUCGCAUGGAAUCGAAUUGGACAGGAGACAUGUCAUGCUUCUGGCAGAUUUGAUGACUUACAGGUGUGUUCUUUUCUAUAAAAUUUAGUGCUGAUUUCAGAGGAGAAGUGUUGGGAAUCACAAGAAAUGGAUUGGUGAAAAUGAAAGAGUCGGUUUUACUGUUGGCCUCGUUCGAAAGGACCACUGACCAUCUGUUUGAAGCCGCUUUCUUUGGUCAGAAAGAUGAUCUUGUGGGUGUUUCGGAGAGUAUUAUUAUGGGAACACAAGCUCGAAUUGGAACUGGAAUGUUCAAACUACUACAAAGUCGAGGUCCCUUGCCCUCGAUCUCCAACUUAUCCAAAAGUCCGGUAUUUGGAUUGCCAGAGCUCAAGCUGAAGUUGUGA
This is a messenger RNA of Bursaphelenchus xylophilus (pine wood nematode), 4734 nucleotides long. The record is from the annotation of a GenBank genome assembly. Lineage: Eukaryota; Metazoa; Nematoda; Chromadorea; Rhabditida; Aphelenchoididae.